AUGGAUUCUCAAAGAUAUAAAGUCAGUGGUGCAAGAGAGAAUUCCAAGGCGUCGUCAGGUAUUACCGAAAUCGAGGAAGAUAAGAAGCCCGUUAUUGAGCGCGGCACACACAUAAACAUAAAAAUCAAGGAUCAAUAUAACAAUGAAGUGUCCAUCUUGAUCAAGAGAAGCACUACACUGAAAAAUAUUUUGAUUACUUAUUGCAAUGAGCGGUCUAUGAAUUUCAACACCUUUCGUUUUCUUCUAGGUGACGGGGUUCGCCUCCGUGUAGACAAGACUCCAGAUGAACUGGGAAUGAAAGAUGGGGAUCAAAUCGACGCCUUUCUAGAACAGUUUGCCGGCGCUUGA
Trifolium pratense (red clover) is the source of this 348-nucleotide messenger RNA. Its product is annotated as small ubiquitin-related modifier 2-like. Bases 1 to 348 code for a protein of 115 amino acids. Gene Ontology annotation, biological process: protein sumoylation. Gene Ontology annotation, molecular function: ubiquitin-like protein ligase binding; protein tag activity. Lineage: Eukaryota; Viridiplantae; Streptophyta; Magnoliopsida; Fabales; Fabaceae. The record is from RefSeq and is a predicted model, not a curated record. Gene Ontology annotation, cellular component: nucleus. The transcript is spliced from 2 exons.